UUAUGAAUUGAGGUUAGAAAUUGAAGCUUAAAAUAAAAAUAAUUUAUUAUUAGACCAUGAAUAGCAUUUACUCUGAAUGAAAAACGAAUCAAAAUGGCCCUACUUGGUGCUCAACUUGUUAUUACUCUGAUAAUGGUGUCAGUGAUUCAAAAAUUAGGAAACUACUCGUUUGCCAGGUGGCUGUUAUGUUCACAAGGUUUAUAUAGAUAUUUGUAUCCAGACAAUAGUGAAUUGAAAACUUUGGCAGGGGUACCAAAAGACAAGCCAAAGGGUAAGAAAGGGGGUAAGCAUGAUUCCAAUGGGAAGCCAGAAACGUUUCACGUGCCCCGUAGUCUUGAUAUACAACUGGAAACGGCGCCGGUGACUCCACUAGAUGUAGUGCAUUUAAGGUUUUAUACAGAGUACCUGUGGAUUGUAGAUUUUUCUCUGUACACUAGUAUAGUAUACAUUAUGUCAGAGGUGUACACAUCAAUAUUUCCAUUGAAAGAUGAAUUCAAUUUGAGUAUGGUAUGGUGUUUCUUGGUGGUACUGUUUUCAUUAAAAAUUCUAUUAUCACUUACAAAACAGUAUUUCACAAGUGAGGAAUCAAUUGGCGAGAGAUCAACGUGUAUCGUGGCAUUCUGUAUAUUCCUACUGAUAGCUAUGAUGGUGUUAAUUGUGGAUGACAGUAACUUGGAGGUGGGAGUGGACCCCGCAUACGACAGCUUUUAUGAAAACGCGUCCAAGUUCUUGGAGAAUCAAGGGUUAUCAUCAGUAUACUAUGGUGAUAGCAAAGUGAAAGCAUUAUUGCUGAAUGCUAACUUUGCGAUGCCGUUCAUGUUGGUUUUACUGUGGGUCCGUCCUAUCACCAGGCAUUAUCUUACUGUCCGAGUGUUCAGCGGGAUGGAAAAACCGCUUAUGACAUCAGAUGCAUUCGACACCCUGCGACUAGUGUUACUGGUGUGUACAGUGGUGCUCCGACUUGGUCUGAUGCCGCGGCAGCUGCAGGCCUACCUCGACAUGGCGCAGCGGAGACUCGACCUGCAGAAGAAAGAGGCCGGCCGAAUCACGAACAUUGAUUUGCAGAAAAAGAUAGCAUCAGUGUUCUACUACUUGUGCGUGGUAGCACUGCAGUACAUAUGCCCCAUCGUAAUGUGUUUGUACAUGGCGCUCAUAUACAAAACCCUCGGAGGCUACUCCUGGACGGCGCUGUUCUAUGAACGCGAGGAGAUAUGCACAAUGGAAGACCAGGUGACUGCCAAGGACGGAGACACAGAUGGUGUGGACCAGUAUCAACUCGCUUGGGAGAAUUUGAAAAUGGUGUUCACGCAAGAAGUGCAUCGGGGAACGUUCGGAUUCGCGACGUGGUGGUGCUGCUUCGCCUGGUUCAUCACCACGUCACUGGGGCUCGGAUAUCAGACAUACUUCAGAAUCUCGUGAUGCUAAAACAUAGUUAUGUACUAAAUAAUCAAAUAGUAUUUUAUACUACGGCUUUAUUAAUUGCAAAGACAUUAUCUGCCUUUACACGGACGUGAGUGAUUACAUUUUACUAUAUUUUGUGUUCUCUCUUUCGCGAGUGAUAGUGUAUGUUCCAUACCAUUUCACUUUGUUUUGAAAUUUUAUUUCGUACUAGCUGACCCGCGUUACUUCAUCUG
Achroia grisella is the source of this 1634-nucleotide messenger RNA. It is a transcript of the gene emei, whose product is annotated as transmembrane protein 161B. The record is from RefSeq and is a predicted model, not a curated record. NCBI's taxonomy places the organism in Eukaryota, Metazoa, Arthropoda, Insecta, Lepidoptera, Pyralidae. The transcript is spliced from 8 exons. Bases 94 to 1419 code for a protein of 441 amino acids.